AUGGGCGAUCUCAUUGACACCUUGCUCAGCCAUCUCGCUCUCGAGGAGGACGAAUAUUGGGAUGAAGAAAACGAUCGCCUGCAGAAUGCAGGCCUCUCUGGGACUGCAAUCUACUUGGAAGCACAAGAAAAUCGGCGGCACCGCUCAGAGAACCGCAAACGCCUUUACCUCAUCCGAAAUGAACUGCUCCCAAAUCCACGAGAAGGAACACCAUGGCAGCGCUUGCAUAGCAGCUCAAGUGAUCGCGGAUUUAUUACGACUAUGGGAAUUGAUGUCAGUACAUUUGAGUACCUCCUCCAAUCUGGUUUCGCUCUCCUUUGGAACACUACACCCAUCCCCCGGCCUGAUCAGCCUAUGACAGCCCCGCCUCGGGUGAAUAGUCGAUCCCUUGAUCCUGCUGGAGGCUUGGGGCUGAUCCUUCACUACCUCAAUUCGACAAUGCGCGACGUUAGCUUAAUGGAGAUCUUUGCUCUCAUUCCCAGCACCGUCAAUCGCUACCUUGACUUCUGCCUCGACAUUCUUCUUUCAGUGCUGCGACAAAUUCCCGAGGGUGUUAUCAGGUGGUUAGAAGGAGAUGAAUUCCAGGAGAACAACUCUCUUAUUGUAGCCCGACACCCCCUCCUCAUGGGGGCAUUUGGUACCAUGGAUGGCCUCAAUCUCCCUGUCCAGGAAUCACCCGAUCAAGAGAUCGAGAACGCGACUUUCAAUGGAUGGCUCCAUGAACACUUCGUGAGUUCUGUCAUUGCUUUUGGAGCUACUGGUAUGUAA
Messenger RNA from Cyclocybe aegerita, 768 nucleotides. The record is from the annotation of a GenBank genome assembly. NCBI's taxonomy places the organism in Eukaryota, Fungi, Basidiomycota, Agaricomycetes, Agaricales, Hemipholiotaceae.